GCCCGGCGGGUUCGGGAGGACAAGGCACCGAGGGUCGGGCUCAGGGAACCAGGUGUGCGCGGCCAAGCUGAGUAGGGGCGCGCCCCAGUCGCCCCUCCCCAACCCUGUCAUCUCUCUUCAGACCUGAGGCCCGAGCCCUCCCCUGUCGCCCGCCCCGGCCCGGCCCCGCCCCGGCCCUGCCGCCGGGACCGGGAGCCGGGACGCCGGUGCUGCAGCCGGAGGCAGGUAAGAGGGCCUGGAGUCUCCAUCCUCGGCCCGCGGCAGCGCUAAGCAUCUCGGCUCCGCACCGGCCCGGGGGCGCCUCAAGGCCGGCGGCGGCGUGAUGGCGGAGAAGGCGCUGGAGGCCGUGGGCUGUGGACUAGGACCUGGGGCUGUAGCCAUGGCCGUGGCGCUGGAGGAUGGGGCGGAGCCCCCUAUGCUGACCACACACCUGAAGAAGGUGGAGAACCACAUCACCGAAGCCCAGCGCUUCUCCCACCUACCCAAGCGCUCAGCCGUGGACAUCGAGUUUGUGGAGCUGUCCUAUUCCGUGAGGGAGGGACCCUGCUGGCGCAAACGGGGUUAUAAGACUCUCCUUAAGUGCCUAUCAGGUAAAUUCUGCCGCCGGGAGCUGAUUGGCAUCAUGGGCCCCUCAGGGGCUGGCAAGUCCACGUUCAUGAACAUCUUGGCAGGAUACAGGGAGUCUGGAAUGAAGGGGCAGAUCCUGGUCAAUGGGAGGCCGAGGGAACUGAGGACCUUCCGAAAGAUGUCCUGUUACAUCAUGCAGGACGACAUGCUGCUGCCACACCUCACAGUGUUGGAAGCCAUGAUGGUCUCUGCUAACCUGAAGCUAAGUGAGAAGCAGGAGGUGAAGAAGGAGCUGGUGACAGAGAUCCUGACAGCACUGGGCCUGAUGUCCUGCUCCCACACGAGGACAGCCCUGCUCUCCGGAGGGCAGAGGAAGCGCCUGGCCAUCGCCCUGGAGCUGGUCAACAACCCACCUGUCAUGUUCUUUGACGAGCCCACCAGUGGUCUGGACAGCGCUUCCUGUUUCCAAGUGGUGUCCCUCAUGAAGUCCCUGGCCCAGGGGGGCCGUACUAUCAUCUGCACCAUCCACCAGCCCAGUGCCAAGCUCUUUGAGAUGUUUGACAAGCUCUACAUCCUGAGCCAGGGUCAGUGCAUCUUCAAGGGCGUGGUCACCAACCUGAUCCCUUAUCUGAAGGGGCUCGGCCUGCACUGCCCCACCUACCACAACCCAGCUGACUUCAUCAUCGAGGUGGCCUCUGGCGAGUACGGAGACCUGAAUCCCCUGCUGUUCAGGGCUGUGCAGAAUGGGCUCUGUGCCAUGGCAGAGAAGAAGAGCAGCCCUGAGAAGAAUGAGGUCCCUGCCCCCUGUCCCCCUUGCCCUCCGGAAGUGGAUCCCAUUGAAAGCCACACAUUUGCCACCAGCACCCUCACACAGUUCUGCAUCCUCUUCAAGAGGACCUUCAUGUCCAUCCUCAGGGACACGGUCCUGACCCACCUGCGGUUUGUGUCCCAUGUGGUGAUCGGCGUGCUCAUUGGUCUCCUCUACCUGCACAUCGGUGACGAUGCCAGCAAGGUCUUCAACAACACGGGCUGCCUCUUCUUCUCCAUGCUCUUCCUCAUGUUUGCUGCCCUGAUGCCAACUGUGCUCACCUUCCCCUUAGAGAUGGCCGUCUUCAUGAGGGAGCAUCUUAACUACUGGUACAGCCUCAAAGCGUAUUACCUGGCCAAGACCAUGGCCGAUGUGCCCUUCCAGGUGGUGUGCCCGGUGGUGUACUGCAGCAUUGUGUACUGGAUGACAGGCCAGCCAGCUGAGACCAGCCGCUUCCUGCUCUUCUCAGCCCUGGCCACUGCCACGGCCUUGGUGGCCCAGUCUCUGGGGCUGCUGAUCGGAGCUGCCUCCAACUCCCUACAGGUGGCCACAUUUGUGGGCCCAGUUACCGCCAUCCCUGUCCUCUUGUUCUCCGGUUUCUUUGUCAGCUUCAAAACCAUCCCCACCUACCUGCAGUGGAGCUCCUACCUCUCCUAUGUCAGGUAUGGCUUUGAGGGGGUGAUUCUGACCAUCUAUGGCAUGGAGCGAGGAGACCUGACCUGCUUGGAGGAACGCUGCCCUUUCCAGGAACCACAGAGCAUUCUCCGAGCGCUGGAUGUAGAGGACGCCAAGCUCUACAUGGACUUCCUGGUCUUGGGCAUCUUCUUUCUGGCCCUGCGGCUGCUGGCAUACCUUGUGCUCCGUUACCGGGUCAAGUCAGAGAGAUAGAGCUUUGCCCUGGCCUGCACCCCAGCCCCUGCAGCAGGAAGCCCCCGGCCCCGGCCCUUUGGGACUGUUUUAACCUCGUAGACUUGGGCCCCGGCUGCUGGUGCAGCCGCCCUCCCCUCUCUCAGCUCCUCCACAGGCUGGCUGUCGGACUGUGCUCCCAGCCGUGGCCCUGGGGCUGGGGGCGCCAGGCCUCCCCGCCACGCCCAGGAGUCUUCCCGAAUUGAUGUGGUCUGUAGGUCUGUAGCUUCCUCCCUCCUCUUUCCAACAUCUGCAUGCAAAGACCACGGGAGGCUGCCACCUGCCUUCUGCCCCUGCACCCCCGCUCCUCUGUUGUCUGUCUGGGAGCCCCAGGCUCUCCAGGCCCCCACUGACAACUGACCAAAGCGGCCCCCCCGGGGGUCCCCACAACACAAGUGUUUGUAAACUGGGCUGUUAUAAGGUUAGUGUUCCAGGGCUGGGCCCUGGUGGGGUCCCCUGGAUGUCCCAUUUGGACGUUGGAAUGGAGCAGGGAUGGACUCUGGAAGUCUCUUCCACCUCCUCACCUCUCCCUGCCCCUAGACCCUGGCUGAUUUGGACAAUCUGUUGGGACAGAAGCUGGGUUUUCUGUCUGGAUCAUCCCUCCCAAUCCUGGGGAUUGGAGAGGCCUGGCGCCAUGGGCUGUCCCCUGGACUUCUCCCCGUCACCUCUGGUGGGGGCCGGGCCUAUGGCACCUCUGCAAUAAUGUCUGUGUUUCUCUCCCAUCCGCCACUGGAACUGGAGAAUGCACUUUAUUCUGGGGGGUGAGUGGGAGAAGACCCAAGCCUCCUUUCUUGCUGCUCGCGUGGUCCCGCAAUGCUCCCUCACCUCUCCUGAGUUACAGGCACAAAUAUGCGAACAGGCAAUCUCGGCCCUACACACACUCGCUGUCCCGCUGUGGCUCACAGGAAGAGUGAUGGUGGUGGUGAUGGUGGGUGCUGUGGGAAGGGCCGUGUCACCCUCCUCCCGGGGACCCCGCUUUGAUUCUAAGGAUGAGGCUGGUGCUGCCCUGGGCGUCUCCAGGAUCCGCAGGUGUCUACCCCCCAGUCUUCCCUCCCUCCCUCCGUCCCAAGCCAGGGGUGGCACAGGGCACCAGCUCCCUGGAGUUCAGGACCCCACACAAGCACAAGCAUGAGCAUAAGAUGAAUUGGCCACUGCCACCCCAUGGCUCUUCUUUUGUGUGUCAAGCUGGCAAUCUCACUCCCCCUCUCCUUCCAUGGCCACUUGCUGCUCAUUCAAACUCUCGUCCACGUCUCUCCACCUGCUUUCUAUCAGCCAAGGUGGGCCCUGGGCACCAGAGCAGCAUGCCCACGGCACCAGAGCGACAGACACACCUAGAACAUGUCUGGCUUUCCUGGGGGUGCGGGUCCAGGCUCAUUCUACUUCUGAUUUCCCCUUCCCCUAGGGCUCUUGUCCCCCCUUCGUCCUGUACACACACCUCUCUACAUUCUUUACCCUGCCACGGAUUCUCCCCGUCACACAGAGAUGCCGGUUGUAUUUGUGGGAGUUCACCCAUUAUUAAUAAAACUUAUAUUUA
This is a messenger RNA of Balaenoptera musculus (blue whale), 3815 nucleotides long. RefSeq names its product ATP binding cassette subfamily G member 4 (gene ABCG4). The record is from RefSeq and is a predicted model, not a curated record. Gene Ontology annotation, molecular function: ATP hydrolysis activity; ATP binding; ABC-type transporter activity. Gene Ontology annotation, cellular component: plasma membrane. The coding region runs from base 323 to 2263 and encodes 646 amino acids. The transcript has 15 exons. NCBI's taxonomy places the organism in Eukaryota, Metazoa, Chordata, Mammalia, Artiodactyla, Balaenopteridae.